Olea europaea var. sylvestris is the source of this 1650-nucleotide messenger RNA. RefSeq names its product protein SMAX1-LIKE 8-like. Bases 203 to 1429 code for a protein of 408 amino acids. Lineage: Eukaryota; Viridiplantae; Streptophyta; Magnoliopsida; Lamiales; Oleaceae. The record is from RefSeq and is a predicted model, not a curated record. The transcript has a single exon.
AUCAUUCAAAAGCUCCUUCUCAACCUCUCACGACAAUAAUAUAAUGUUAAAAGAAUAUGGUCACUGUAAUAAGCUAUCAAAAUCUUGAUAACAACACUGUACGCUGUUGUUAUACAUUAGAAUUUUGGUAGGCUAGUCGAUUAAUUUUCUUCCUUUUGACGCGUCAUACUAUCAUUAUCCUUGCAGUCCAAGAUUUUCCGGCAUGCCGACGCCGGUUAGUGCAGCCAGGGCAUGCUUAACACAGGAGGCUGUGGCCACUCUCGACGAGGCUGUGGCAGUCGCACGGCGACGGGGGCACGCGCAGACGACGUCGUUGCACAUGGUGUCCUCGCUCCUAUCCAUCCCAAAUUCAUCUUUACGUGAAGCAUGCACCCGCACCCGCACCCGCAACAACGCAUACUCCACUCGCGUGCAGCUUAAGGCUCUUGACCUUUCACUGAGCGUGUCUUUGGACCGCCUACCCUCUUCACGAGCGAACAAAGUAGAGGAACCGCCAGUGUCGAAUUCUCUUAUGGCAGCCGUAAAAAGAUCGCAAGCGAAUCAAAGAAGGCAGCCUGAAAACUUCAGCUUCUAUCAGCAGCAGUAUUCAUCAUGUUCUUCUGUUCCGGUGGUGAAAGUCGAGCUCCGGAACUUGAUUAUAUCAAUUCUUGAUGACCCUUUGGUGAGUAGAGUUUUCGGUGAGGCGGGGUUCCGGAGUUGUGAUAUAAAGAUAGCUACACUUAGGCCAAUAAACAGUUUCCAUGGCCACCAUCUGUUUGGUUAUUCGUCAAGGUAUAAACGGCCACAACCACCUUUAUUUUUGUGUAAUUUCAACGCUAGCGAUAGUUCUAAUGACGAAAGUAUGACUCGUAAAGGUUUCAGCUUUCCUUUUAUGGGUGGGUUUCCUGGGGAAGAGAAUUCAAAGAGAAUUGGAGAGAUCAUGGUCAGGGAUAAGAAAAAGAAUCCACUGCUAUUGGGGGUUUCAGCUAGUGACGCUUUAUGGAAUUUCUUGGAAACUGUUCAAAAAAAGGUUGAAGGUGUUUUACCUGGGAGAUUAAUUCGGUUGAAUGUGAUUUGUGUUGAAGAUGAGGUAUUGAGUUUUGUGAAUGGGGACUCUAAUGAAAAACUAAUGAAAUUGAGGUUCGAGGAGGUGGAAAAAAUGGUGCAGAAUAAUGUAGGAAGUGGGGUGGUUGUAAAUGUUGGUGAUUUGAAGGCAUUGGCUAAAGAGGGUGUUUGUGUUGAUGCUUUAAGGCAUGUAGUGCGUGAAUUGGGGAGGCUGCUGCAGAUUCAUGCUGGGAGAUUGUGGUUAAUUGGAGCAGCAGCAACGUAUGAGAUUUAUUACAAGUUUUUGAACAGAUAUCCCUCCAUUGAGAAGGAUUGGGACUUAGAAAUUUUGCCUAUUACUUCACUUGGGUUUUCAACUCAAGGGUCAUUCCCAAGAUCCAGGUAACUUUCAAUUAUACAGUUAGGGUCCGUUUGAUAUGUGAAUUUUUUUCAUGGAAAAUAUUUCCAUUUUUCAAUUUUAUGGUGUUUGAUUGGGUUUUAUUUCCAUGGGAUUACCUUUUCUUGCUUGGAAUUGAUCUUUUCUUGGUUUUUAAGGAAGACCAAUUUGGCGAGAAUUGGAAUUUCAUGUUACUGUAGCAUUUUGUGCUUAUUUAUUUAUUAUGUGUU